CCGGCCGCCAUGGAGGCCUACGAGCAGGUCCAAAGGGGUCCCCUGAAGCUGAAAGGCGUCGCAGAGCUCGGCAUGACCAAGCGGAAGAAGAAGAAGGACAAAGACAAGGCGAAGCUCCUGGAAGCGAUGGGGACGAGCAAGAAGAGCGAGGAGGAGAAGCGGCGCUGCCUGGACAAGCGGACCCCGGCACAGGCGGCCUUCGAGAAGUUGCAGGAGAAGCGGCAAAUGGAACGGAUCCUGAAGAAAGCAUCCAAAACCCACAAGCAGAGGGUGGAGGACUUCAACAGACACCUGGACACGCUCACGGAGCACUACGGCAUCCUCAAAGUCAGCUGGACGAAGUAGCCCCGGCCGCCCGCGAGGGGCAGCCCUGGUGCCCCGACCCCUCUCCCCCGCACCCCCUCUGCCUGGAACCCGAUUAAAGCGAGACCGCCCCCCACCCACGCGACUGUGCGUUCUUGGAAGGGAAACCCUGGUAGUCUGGCCCCGGAGCGC
Messenger RNA from Lepus europaeus (European hare), 495 nucleotides. Its product is annotated as protein FAM32A-like. Gene Ontology annotation, cellular component: nucleolus. The coding region runs from base 10 to 345 and encodes 111 amino acids. The transcript has a single exon. Lineage: Eukaryota; Metazoa; Chordata; Mammalia; Lagomorpha; Leporidae. The record is from RefSeq and is a predicted model, not a curated record.